This is a messenger RNA of Varanus komodoensis (Komodo dragon), 957 nucleotides long. Its product is annotated as olfactory receptor 14A16-like. Gene Ontology annotation, cellular component: membrane. The coding region runs from base 7 to 957 and encodes 316 amino acids. Gene Ontology annotation, molecular function: odorant binding; olfactory receptor activity; G protein-coupled receptor activity. NCBI's taxonomy places the organism in Eukaryota, Metazoa, Chordata, Lepidosauria, Squamata, Varanidae. Gene Ontology annotation, biological process: G protein-coupled receptor signaling pathway. The record is from RefSeq and is a predicted model, not a curated record. The transcript has a single exon.
GAUAACAUGAGCAACCUUUCAUCCACGGCCACAUUUUUGCUGCUGGAAUUCUCAGAGGUCAGGGAGCUGCAGAUCUUACACUUCUUAAUGUUCCUAGUAGUGUACUUGAUAACAGUAACAGGGAAUCUUCUCAUUUUCUUCGUCAUUGUCCUUGACCAUCAUCUGCACACCCCCAUGUAUUUUUUCCUCAUGCAUUUGGCCAUGGUAGACCUCGGCACAGUUUCUGUCAUUGUACCCAAAUCCAUGGCUGUGUCCCUCACAAAUAACAGGUCAAUUGCCUAUUUUGGAUGUGUUGCCCAGAUUUUCUUAUAUUGCCUCUUUGCAGCAACAGAUAUGGCCCUCCUAACCAUAAUGGCACAUGACCGCCAUGUUGCUAUUUGCAACCCAUUCCAGUAUGAGAGAAUCAUGCACCAAAAAGCCUGCCUCAAGAUGGUAGCUUUUGGUUGGGUUGCUGGUGUUCUUAAUGCUGUUUUGAAUACUUGUGGCACCUUUACAAUCAACUUCUGCUCUAACAAUGUCCAUCAGUUCUUUUGUGAAAUCCCACAGGUACUAAAGCUCUCCUGCUCUGACAUUUACCUAAUUGAAGUUGGUGUCAGCUUGCUUGCUCUUAACAUUGGGGUAGGUGGCUUCAUAUUCAUCAUCAUUACAUAUGUGAAGAUCUUUACUGUAGUCCUCAGAAUCCCCUCUGUUCAUGGUCAAAAGAAAGCCAUCUCCACCUGCCUUCCUCAUCUCACUGUUGUCUCUUUGCUCAUAUUCACUGCUGUAUUUGCAUAUGCGAGACCCCCCACAGAUGCUUCUUCUGAUUUAGGCAUAGCUUCUGCUGUGCUGUAUACCACAAUUCCUCCCAUGCUGAAUCCAUUCAUUUACAGCAUGAGAAACAAUGAGAUCAAAACUGCUUUAUGGAAAUUACUGCAUUUUGAUCGUUCCUCUAAAACGUCUUUUCCAAGACUCAAAUAA